Messenger RNA from Colletotrichum aenigma, 2142 nucleotides. RefSeq names its product putative transporter. Lineage: Eukaryota; Fungi; Ascomycota; Sordariomycetes; Glomerellales; Glomerellaceae. The transcript is spliced from 6 exons. Gene Ontology annotation, molecular function: transmembrane transporter activity. Gene Ontology annotation, cellular component: membrane. The record is from RefSeq and is a predicted model, not a curated record. Gene Ontology annotation, biological process: transmembrane transport. Bases 1 to 2142 code for a protein of 713 amino acids.
AUGUCGGUUUCGAACAUGCGUGUGGUUUACAUUGCCAUGAUUGUGUUGGUAGCGGUCUGGGGCAUCGGACAAGGAGCGUUUGCACUUGUUGCGUGCGUCCCUCUGGAAAGAUUUUGGAACCCUAGUGUUCAUGCAAAGUGUGUUCCAAAUGCCCACAUUGCCUGGUACAUCAGCGCGCUGUUCAACAUAUUCACCGACAUCAUCAUUAUGAUUCUUCCUCUCCCAGUCAUCCGGAAGCUGAAUCUCCCCGGUUCACAAAAAGCUUUCCUUGUUGGUAUUUUCAGCGUCGGCUUCUUCGCAUGCUACUCAAACUCUCGCUUCAAUAUCCGAACGCAGUUCAACAUGAUGGACCAAAAAGACAACGUGAACACCUCAGCUACCGCGUCUGUACUCAGCAUCGGCAUGCGAGCCGUGGACGAGAAAGCGACCCUGCCGUCGGACUCGGAAACAACGCGCGACAUUCGGCAACGUAUACUGGAAGACCAAGCUGGUUCAAGCGCGACACAACGGCCGGCAACUAACCUGUCCAGUCUCUGGCGUCGUCAGAACACCUCGAGAAGGCCCGGUGACAUUGCGACUCAACCUUCCGUAUUCGACGAUCCCCAACUAGCGGUGUAUUUCCAGCCGUCAGACAAAUACGAGAACCGGCAUCGUUUCGAUGCGAACUUUCGCUGGACUUGGGCUGAGGAGAUUCCACUGAUCAGGAAGAUUGACUGGCGUGUGACAGCUUGGUCUUGCCUUGCGUUUUUUGCACUCGAUCUAGACCGAUCCAACAUUAGCCAGGCCAACUCGGACAACUUUCUGGAAGAUCUAGGCUUGGACACGAAUGACUACAAUCUUGGUCAGACGGUGUUCCGAGUCUCCUUCUUGCUGGCUGAAUUGCCGAGUCAAUUGAUCAGUAAGAAGAUUGGACCGUACGCUGAUACCCAUACGCAAAUGCCGCUCUGGUGCUGCGACGUCCUGUUAACACGCAAGCCUAGCGAUCGUUGGAUCCCUGCACAAAUGAUCCUCUGGAGCAUCGUGAGCGCCUCCCAAUUUUGGCUCAACGGGCGGUCUUCGUUCCUGGCGACCCGCGCAAUCAUUGGGCUGCUUCAGGGGGGUUUCAUUCCCGAUGUCAUCUUAUACAUGUCCUACUUCUUCAAGAGCACUGAGCUCCCAUUCCGUUUGGCCUUGUUCUGGAUGGCGAAUCGUUUAACCGAUGUCAUUGCGCCGUUACUAGCGUACGGCCUUCUCCGUCUUCGAGGGCUAUUCCUUCUCGAAGGCGUACUGACGUUAGUCAUUGGGAUCUGGUCCGUGUUUAUCAUGAUGCCCUCUCCCACACAGACAACGGCGUUUUGGCGGCCUAACGGAUGGUUCACCGAGCAUGAAGAAAAGAUCAUGGUGAAUCGCAUCUUACGAGAUGACCCGUCCAAGAGCGACAUGCACAACCGCCAGGCCAUAACGUUAAAGAUGCUGUGGGAAUCGCUGUGUGACUACGACCUAUGGCCGAUCUACAUGAUCGGCCUUACGUUUUCUAUUCCAGCCGGACCACCUGAUCAACACCUAACUCUAACUUUGAGACAAUUGGGCUUCGAUACCUUCGACACUAACCUACUUAGUAUCCUUUGUCAAGUUGCAACCACAAUCAAUAUGCUCUUCUUGGCGUGGAUUUCAGAAAAGAUCAACCAGAGGGCAUUGCUUGGCAUUCUCGUCGAGCUAUGGCUGCUCCCCUGUGUCAUUGCCCUUGCAGUGAUCCCCUCCGGCGUCAGCAGAUGGGCCACAUACGCGUUGGUAAUCGUACUAUUGUCUUAUCCCUCCCCCCAUCCCAUGCAAGUUGGCUGGGCGAGCCGCAACUCCAACACCGUCAGGACAAGAACGGUCUCGGCCGCGCUCUACAAUAUGUCUGUUCAACUUCAAUCCAUCAUCAGCGCCAACAUCUACCGACGAGACGAUCGUCCGGAGUACCGCCGUGGCAAUAGGGCGCUGGUCGGAGUCGCAAGCCUCAACGUGGUGAUCUACGCGGCUGCUAAGUUCUAUUAUGUCUGGAGGAACAGACAGCGAGACCGGAUCUGGGACGCCAUGUCACCGGAGGAGCGCCAACGAUACCUCGAUACCACCACAGACAAGGGCAGCAAGAGACUGGACUUUCGAUUCGCGAGUUGA